AAGUCUACGCAUACAUACAGAUCAACAGCAGUCAUAAUUCACGCAAAGCUUUUGUUUUGGAAAUACAUUUAGGUGUUCAAGUUGACAAUUAAUGUCAAAAAUUUCGUGCAUACAGAAUGUUACAGUUACGGAAAAUACAUAUCAACAACUAAAUUGAUUCCUGCAACUGAAAGUAUUAAAGCAACCAGUAAUCAUGGAUCCAAUGUUUCUACCAUAUUCACCUUCAAAUGGGGUUCCUCAAGAAUCCAAAUUAGCUACUUACAUGCAAAAUCGGCAAAGUACAAGCACUCCAGUUGGUGUUGUUAACAAUUUAAAUCAAAAUUUUCAAAAAAUUAGUUUGGGAUCACCGAUAGCUGUCAAAAAAGGAGUACCUGCAUCUCCAGAAUUUGUACCUUCAAAUCGAAAUUCGAAUAUUUCUUCAUCGCCCAAUGUUUUUAAUACAUUUUCUGCAUUAGGUGGAUCUGUUGUUGGUCCAGGUGGUUAUACACGUAAUUGUGUAGAAAGUCCACAAAGUGUUACAUGCUCACCUCGUCUUACACCACAAUCAUCGCCUCCGCCCAAUGCACUUAAUAACAGUUCACCUACGUUCGAAAAGAAUAAUUCAGCAACAACAACUUAUCAGGAAAACGUCGGCGGCACAACGUACUUUUAUUCGACAUCAAGUGGUGAUAAUUUAUCAUUGAGCACGACCGGCAACAUGACUGCAGGAACGACAGGAAUUGCAGGAACUACUACUUAUCAAGUAUAUCCAGGAACACCCAGUCAUCUGAGCACUCUUAAAUCAAAAAAUACAUCCUCACCAUUCUUUGUGUCCGAGGACAUACGAAACGAAAUACUCAAUAAAAAUGCAUUAACAUUAACCCAAUCAGACCCUGAACAAUUUCCAGAUUUGCCGAAUGAAGUCGAUAAUUAUCAUGAUUUAUGCCCUUUGGAAUCAAUUCCUUCCGGUCCAAUGCACAAAGCACAACUUUUGGGAUAUCCUACAUCAACGUACAAAGCAACAAAUAUUAAAACAGGUGUACGAUACUGUUUACGGCGAAUACAUGGUUUUCGAUUACAAAAUACAAAAUGUAUGGUGUUUGUUGACAUGUGGAAGAGACUUUAUCAUUCCAAUGUAGUGCAACUGAGAGAAGUGUUUACUACGAAAGCAUUUGGAGAUAAUUCCAUGGUUUUUGUUUACGAUUAUCAUCCGGGCUCAGAAACAUUACUAUCUAAGCAUUUUUUAGCAACAGAAAAUUUAAAUGGUUAUUCAGAUCCAUUUUCAUCUGAUACAAAUGCUCCACGUCCAUACAGUCACGCAAAAAAUACAAUACUCCGUCACCAACAAAAUAAUAAACUUCCGGAACCUAUAAUAUGGAAUUAUGUGAUACAAUUAACUUCUGCGCUACGAGUGAUACAUGCUGCGGGUCUAGCAUGUAGAACAUUAGAUCCAACGAAAAUAAUAUUGACCGGUCGAUCGAGAUUACGAUUGAGUUGUUUAGCAAUAACAGAUGUCUUAACAUUUGAUUCAAAUGCAGCAAAUCCUCUUGCAUUAAUACCACAUUAUCAACAAGAAGAUUUGAAUGCACUUGGUAAAUUGGUGCUUGCCUUAGCUUGUAAAUCUUUAAUGGCGAUUCAACGUGAAAAUAUUUCAUCAUCUUUGGAAUUAGUUUCAAGAAUAUAUACCUCUGAUUUGCGAAAUUUGAUUAUGUAUUUGCUGUCGACCCAACAGCGAAGAACAGUAACUGAUUUAAUGCCAAUGAUUGGUGCAAGGUUUUAUACACAAUUAGAUGCAUUGCAAUUACGUACAGACUUGAUGGAGAAUGAAAUAUCAAAGGAAAUGGAAAACGGACGACUAUUUCGAUUAUUAGUAAAAUUAGGAACAAUAAACGAGCGGCCAGAACUUAAUUUAGAUGGAACAUGGGCAGAAACUGGAGAUCGAUAUAUGUUAAAACUGUUCAGAGACUAUGUAUUUCACCAGGUUACAGAAGAUGGUCGACCGUGGCUGGAUAUGUCUCAUGUUGUUCAGUGCCUCAAUAAACUUGAUGCUGGUGUCCCAGAAAAGGUUUGCCUUAUGUCCCGAGAUGAGCAAAGCAUUUUGGUUGUAAGUUAUGCUGAAUUAAAACAUUGUCUGGAGCAAUCCUUUGAUGAAAUAGUGGCAACAGCAAAUGGUGGAACAUCAUCUGAAGCUUUAACGUAGAAUAUAGAGUUAGGCGACAACGCCAAUAUUCCGAUAUUGCACGCUGCAACAACAUUACUAUCAACUACAAUUAAAAUGGGGAAUUAUGUAAAAAAUAAAAGUAAUAGAAGCAAUUUUAAUCGUACGAUUGCUACUGUGUUGUGUAGAAUCCGUGUUUUGUGAUAUAUAUAUAUUCAAUUUGAUUGUCAUCUCAAGAUAUCGUUUAUACA
Messenger RNA from Chrysoperla carnea, 2388 nucleotides. It is a transcript of the gene PAN3, whose product is annotated as PAN2-PAN3 deadenylation complex subunit PAN3. Gene Ontology annotation, cellular component: P-body; PAN complex. The record is from RefSeq and is a predicted model, not a curated record. Gene Ontology annotation, biological process: nuclear-transcribed mRNA poly(A) tail shortening; protein phosphorylation; mRNA processing. Gene Ontology annotation, molecular function: ATP binding; protein kinase activity; poly(A) binding. The transcript has 9 exons. Lineage: Eukaryota; Metazoa; Arthropoda; Insecta; Neuroptera; Chrysopidae. Bases 194 to 2179 code for a protein of 661 amino acids.